Sparassis crispa is the source of this 2958-nucleotide messenger RNA. RefSeq lists its product as hypothetical. The record is from RefSeq and is a predicted model, not a curated record. The transcript has 8 exons. Lineage: Eukaryota; Fungi; Basidiomycota; Agaricomycetes; Polyporales; Sparassidaceae. Bases 1 to 2958 code for a protein of 985 amino acids.
AUGCUGCGAACGUUCCGCUCAAUGAGCCCGGAUUCCCCGCUCUAUCGCGCGACGAGCACGAUAGACGAGCUGACCCUCGCGCUCGCCAACUUCUCGCGCGCGUCCUCGCCAGAGCCGCUCCACGUCGCCGUGUGCUGCUGUAGGAAGGAAGAGUGCGCGACGAGUAAGGCGUGGCUAGCGUACAAGACCAAGAUGGAGGCCAGGCUCGUACUCAGUGCAGAGGUCGGGCAAGCUCUCUUAGAGAGGCAUGAGGCGUAUGUGCGAAGGCGUGAGUCGGAACGAUCACCAGUACCUACAGAAGCUAGCGACACCAGCGAGGGCCCUGUCGACGCACGAGUUGCGGAGUUAGUCAAGGAGAACGCAGUGCUGGAGAAGCGUCUCACACAGGCUCUAGUUAACAACGAAAUGUCCGAAGCAUCCAACAAGACGACAUUGCAAGAGCUCGAGGAAGUUCGCGCCAACAUGUCGCGCUUGACGACCCAACAGGCGCGCUCGAUUGGGUGGGAGACCCGGCUCUCGAGCGCGCUGCAGGAGAAGGACGACAUGCAGCAGGAGAGAGACAGCGCGGCGCAGCGGGCGAAACUGGCAGAGGCGCGGAUUAGCAUGCUGAGAGACAAGUGCGCCAAGUUGCAGGCUCAACUGGUGCGUCUUCGUGAGGAUCUGGACGCUCAGCGGUCGCAUCGUCGAGUGAUGUCUCAGGAGGUGCUGCAGGACGCGCGUCUGCGUUUGGCACAGCUGCAACAAUCGCAACAGGGCCACGCAAUGGUGCCUGAGAAUACGGAGAUGACGACGGUGCUGGAGUCCCUGGUGACGGACAACGAGGCGCUGAAGCGUGAUAACGCGGAGCUGCGGAACCUGCUCGGGGAGUCGCGCGAGGACCUGCGGGCACUGCAAGAAGAGAUCCAGGAGCGGCGGGCGAAUGACAUGUCGUUUGCCCGGCAUCGCUACACGCACAGCGGACAGUCGUCCGCGUCGUCCCCGCUGUCGCCCGUGUUCCAUGUGGGGACCGCCCCUUCGCCGUCGGUGCUGCAUUCCCUGGACCCCGCCUUGCGUGGGGGUCGACGUGCUGCCAGCAUGGAGCGGGCGUCUCGAAGGGCUUUCGAACUGCUCACGCCGGAGACGGAACAACGGCCGCUGUCUCCCGCAGACUCGCUCAUGCCGAGCGAGGCGAAAUGGACGUCGUUUUCGCGUGCAAGCUAUCCAUCGUCGCGUGACAGCUUGGAGAACGAUGACGAUGAUGCGAGGGCAUCCCCCGGGUAUCCACGUGCGCAGAAGACAUUGUAUCCCCUGACUCGCUCGCGCGGCGUGCAGACGGAUGGCGGCGAGAGCCAGUCCCCGUCGUCCGUCCUGCGUGCAUAUAGCGACCAGGCGUCCUCGUUCGCGUCAUUCUCACCCCACGACGGGCAGUCCGAGUCAUCUUCUGUGACGGACAAUAAUCAGUCCUCCUCGACCGUCAUGAGCGCGCUCCUCGAGCGAGUGACGACACUCCUGACGCGCCUCAGCCAGGCGGACGCGUUUACACUGACAGACCGGCUGAAGCGGCAGCACCUGGUUGGCGCGGACGUGAGCCAUCUCUCGCGUACGACUGUGAGCGGAAUCCUGCGCGAGUCCGCCGCACUCCGUGCGCACUUCCGCGCGUUCCUCGAGGACGAUAAGGUCACGACGACAUGCACGCGCCGGGACCUCCGGACACUCCUCAGGCUCGUCAAGGACAUGUUCGCCGAGAUGGGCCAGAUGCGCGUUACCCUCAACGAUGUCAUCCUCGACCCCAGCGUCGCGAACAAGGUUAGUGAGAUGGCGCUGCAUCCCGCAAAGGCGACUGCAGAGACAUCGGGAGUAGACGCGGGGAACCUCUCUGCUCCAGGAUGGAUGGCUCCGAUCUCGAAGCUGCUCGGCCUACCAUCCGCCGGGCCAAAUGCAAGCGAACAGGCCGCCUCUCGGGCACUCGCGCCUCCCGUGCGGUCGAGCAGCCGCGGGCGUGGCCGCGCCCCCUCCCGCGUCGUCCCCAAGCGCGAGGCCGCCUUGUCCGCAUCCGCGAUGACCGUGAACGUGGAAUUCAGCGGAACCGCGGUCGGGCGCUCGGUCACGAGCACCUACUCUGCGCAUCCCGAGCGCGAGGACAGCAUCAGCAUUCUGUCGAUGCAGAGCCUCACGACGCAGCCAGUUGCUCCGGUCCCAAAUGGGCCCAAUACGAACCUCUCCCGGAGUGUCAUGGGUAUCUUCGCCGGGGCACCACGGACUGAGGAUAGCGUUGAUCCGUGGAUCGUGAUUCCUAAGCCACAACGCGGAUUCACAGUUCCUAUGCCAGGCGUAAGAGAAGGGAGCUUAACUGGGACAGGUGCGCCUUCUGGCUCGGCAUCGGGGGCCGCGACCGUUGGACGGUCUGCGCUGCGACACGCAGCAUCCCGCAUCGGGCUGUCGCGCCUGGUCGAUGCUGUCGACUUGGCAGGCGAUCGUCCGGAGCCUCAAGAGGCGAGUCCGAGCACGCUAUUGGACCGCACGCUCAUCCGGCGGGGCCUGUCGGACUCCUCCAUCCAUACCACGUUCAUGAAUCACGGUGAGGAGGAGGCCAAGCCCGCCGAACACGAGACCUCCGCGACGCAAGACCACCAGUCUGUACUCGCUGCGAUCAGCAAGCGGAUGCAGGGCUUCCGAUUCGCAGGUCCCACUUCGAACGCGGACGCAGGACGCCCGGUUUCGCGCCCUGAGACACCCGUCUCACGACCAAACGUCAAGAGCCCUGAUCGCGAAGGGGCACAUACGCCCACGCGCCCGCGCGCAUCGUCACCUCGCGCCAUUCCGCCUGGCACGGCAGGGCUUCUGCGGACCUUGAACUUGGCAUCGUGGGCGACGACGGCGCUGGACCCCAAUCAGCCUCCAUCGUCUUCAUUAUUCGGAGAGAGUCCUCGCGAGGAGACAUUCAUGCACCGGACUUGGAGUCGUGAGGGGGAUUACUGA